GUAAGCAGCGGAGAGCGAGCAUGUGUGCGCGUCAGUGUGUGUGAGUGAGGAAUCCCUCCCCCAGCCCCCAACCAGCCGGUGCCUGCAACAUGAGGUCAGCGAGCUAGCGGGGAAGAGAGGAGAGAGCGAGGAGGAGAGGAAGAGGGAGCCACGGAGGAGAGGAGCAGGAGGGAGAAUGUACCGAGAGAAGAUCUGAGGAGGAGGAAUAUGCAGAGCAGAGGAAGCGCAGCCCACCGAUGGCAGCCAUGCUGAGUCCAAAGAUCAGACAGACCAGGAGAGCCAGGUCCAAGAGCAUGGUGAUGGGAGAGGCAUCACGUGGCUCAUGCCGGCCCACCUCACCCAGUCUCCAAGAGGGGGUGCUAAAGGCCGGCUGGCUAAAGAAGCAAAGGAGCAUCAUGAAGAACUGGCAGCUGCGCUGGUUUGUGCUGCGUGCUGACCAUCUCUACUUCUACAAGGAUGAGGAGGAGACUAAACCACAGGGCUGCAUCUCACUGAAGGGCAGCCAAGUGAAUGAACUGACAGCCAACCCAGAAGAACCCGGACGACACCUUUUUGAGAUCGUGCCAGCUGGUGAGAAAGACAAGGCUGCCAUGAGCCAUGAGUCCUUUCUACUCAUGGCCAACUCCCAGAGCGAUAUGGACGACUGGGUGAAGGCCAUCAGACGGGUCAUAUGGGCUCCAUUUGGAGGAGGCAUAUUUGGCCAGCGUCUGGAAGACACCGUUCAGUACGAAAGGAAGUUUGGUCCUCGUCUCGCCCCUCUAUUAGUUGAGCAGUGUGUGGAUUUCAUCAGGGAACAGGGGCUUGAUGAAGAAGGUCUGUUUCGGAUGCCUGGACAAGCCAACCUCGUGAAGGAGCUUCAGGAGGCCUUUGACUGUGGUGACAAACCUCAGUUUGACAGUAACACUGAUGUCCACACUGUGGCUUCCCUGCUGAAGCUGUAUCUCAGGGAGCUGCCCGAGCCCGUCGUUCCCUUCUGCAAGUAUGAGGACUUCCUCACUUGUGCUCAAAUCCUGGCCAAAGAUGAGGAGGAGGGAAUACAAGAAUUAGGGAAGCUAGUGACGACUCUUCCAGCUGCCAAUUACAACCUUCUGAAAUAUAUAUGCAAAUUUCUGGAUGAGGUGCAGUCUCACUCAAAUGAAAACAAAAUGGGUGUGCAGAACUUGGCCACCGUGUUUGGACCAAAUAUCCUCCGUCCUAAAAUGGAGGAUCCAGUAGCUAUAAUGGAAGGCACCUCUCUUGUUCAGCAUCUCAUGACGCUCCUCAUCAGCAAGCAUGAUCGUCUGUACACUGAAAAGGACUUAGAAACAUCACAGAACCAGACGGAGGUCAAGGACCAAAGCCAGCAACUUCAGCAGUCCAACCUGGUGGACUGGAUCUCUGAGGAGGAUCUCCACACCUGCCCACCCGCAGCCAAGAAUGACCCGACCAGCAGCAGUGCCUCGUCUGUGGACGCCGCUUCAGCCUCCAAGCCGGUGCCUCAGGGAAAGGGAGAGACGGCAAUCAGCCCUAGUAAGCAGGCCAAAACCAUUCCAGGGUGGAAGUACACCUUCAAAGGCUCCUCUCCGCGCCCACAGUCCGCCAAAGCCGGCGGCUCGGCGGUGGACGUGUCCACGGCCUCCAGCGGGAACUGGCUCAUGAACGGGUUGUCCUCGCUGAGGGGACACAGACGCACCUCGUCCGGUGAACGCUCCAGGGAUUCGGGCUCCUCUCAGAGACUGUCUACCUACGACAACGUCACGUCUUCGUCGAGUCUGGGCAGCGUGCUGAGUAUGGACAGCACGCCGUGGUCCACCUCAUCCUGUGAGAUCUCCGUCCCAGACUCUGGAAGCGAGCCGCUGGGGACGGAAGACGGGCCGCAGACGGAGGCGAGCGCUCAGGAGGAACGGAGCGAGGAGGAUGGGAAGUCCAGCGAACAAGAGGACGCCGACAGCGCUGUGGAGAAACGUGCGAGCGGCUUGUUUUGCAGUGAUAAUGGGAACGUCGCACCGGUCAUUAGAGUCGUGGACGAAGACGGAGAUGCAGAUGAAAGUUCCUCAUCUCUGGUCAACGUCGUGGCAGAGCUGAAGGAAGAGCUGAAGAAGCAGAAACAGACUUACGAAUCUAGGAUUAAAAAGCAAGAAGAGUCGAGCGCAGCCCUGUGCGUGCAGAUGGAGAGACUUGAGCAAGAGAUGGAACAGGAGAGAAAAAGAAAACGAAUGCUUGAGAUCAAACUGAGAAACUCUGAACGGGCCCGCGAGGACGCAGAAAACCGCAAUCGCCUGCUUGAGAAGGAAAUGGAAGACUUCUUCUCCACGCUAGGGGAUCUGGCUCUUGGAAGCCGUACCAGUGACAUUUAAUGCAAAAAAUAAACACACCCAAAGUCACGAGGACCAGAGCACUCAGGCGUCUCCAUAAAUCACGUGGACAAUUUUAUGUCUGCAAAAUGUUUGUGUUUAUCAGACCUAGUUACAGUUCUCAUCAUUUCAGCAGUGUAGCAUUUACUAAAGCUAUUUUACUUCCAUCAGCUGACAAAGAAACAAAUGGAACGUCUGAAUCAGGUCCUGGAAUUAGUUUAUAUGAAAUCAUGCAUCGCUGGCAUGCUAAUAGUGACUGUUAGAGCAGAGUCAUUGGUUUUGGCACAUUAAAGGAACAGUUCACCCAAAAAUAAAAAAUUGCAUAAAAUGUGGUCAUCUUCAGGCCAUCCAAGAUUAGGAUGAGUUUGUUUCUUCAUCAGAUCUGGAGAAAUGAGUCAUUCCAUCAUUUGCUCACCAAUGGAUCCUCUGCAGUGAAUGGGUGCCGUCAGAAUGAGAGUCCAAACAGCUGAUGAAAACAUUAGAAUAAUCCACGAGAGACUGUCAAAGUGACCAUCAGGGCCACUUUCAUUUAAAAAAAAGUGUUUGAAAUGUGACUUUUGUCAAUUGAUCUGAUUUUUCUAUUUAUUUGACACUGUUUAAGUGUAUAGAACGUCUAGAAAUGCUCUGUGGAUGUUUCUUAAAGUGAAUGGUCAUAGAUUUUGUAGACUCGCCUCAUUUUCUGAACUGCAUAGUAGGUUAUAUUAUAUAUUAGCAUGAUGGCCGUAGCCUAAUGGUUCAUUUCCCAGGCUGCUAAUAUGAAUGUUUCAGGUUCAAUCUCAAGAGGAAGAGACCCAGAAACUGGACAUCACCACUGUGCCCUCAAGCAAAGUGCUUUUUGCUGCUCAACGUGUUUCCGUUAUCAAUCCGUGUGGAUAUUAUUUGGAUUUUACUUGGACGACAGCUUUUACAAAAGACUUUAAUGCAUAUUUAGAGUAUGUGAAGAUGUUAUACAUCAUGAUUAGACUAUUAUACUGCGGUCAUACAUGACGAUUAGACUUCUGUGCUGUGCUGAGAUGUUACCAAGUGUCACUGUGGUGGUAUGUAAUUAUUCACAAAGGACUAAAUUAAAUGAACGGAAAAGAAUGUACCUCUUGUGAAAGCGACUCCUCGAUGGUUUGUCGUCUUUUAUACAGCAGUAAGUUCCGGUCCUCGAAUUUGAUCGGCAGAGCCAAGAAGGCUGAUAAACCGGA
Molecule: messenger RNA, 3523 nt
Organism: Labeo rohita (rohu)
Lineage: Eukaryota; Metazoa; Chordata; Actinopteri; Cypriniformes; Cyprinidae
Gene: arhgap22b
Product: rho GTPase-activating protein 22
Exons: 10
Coding region: 237-2336 (699 amino acids)
Biological process (GO): activation of GTPase activity; signal transduction
Cellular component (GO): focal adhesion
Molecular function (GO): GTPase activator activity
Source: RefSeq, a predicted model, not a curated record